This is a messenger RNA of Aspergillus welwitschiae, 1272 nucleotides long. RefSeq lists its product as uncharacterized. Gene Ontology annotation, cellular component: intracellular anatomical structure. NCBI's taxonomy places the organism in Eukaryota, Fungi, Ascomycota, Eurotiomycetes, Eurotiales, Aspergillaceae. Gene Ontology annotation, molecular function: oxidoreductase activity, acting on NAD(P)H, oxygen as acceptor. Bases 256 to 1086 code for a protein of 276 amino acids. The record is from RefSeq and is a predicted model, not a curated record. The transcript is spliced from 5 exons.
ACUCUUUUGAAAAGGUGGGGCAAGUAAUCUCAGGUUUAAUGGACCAGUAUUUGUUGGUGCAACCCCGCCAUCUCUGGUCGCGUGGAGUGAAAGAAAAGAAACAGCAACGUCCAAGGUAGAGACAGUUUCAAGGAGGACAUCUUAAAGGAGCACCUUCCAGUCUUACAAUUGUCAAGCUUCAGCUUUUGAAAUUCUUGUCUGGACCAGUCUUGAAAUCUUCGCAUUUACUGCGGUUGUCUAUUACCUUCGUUCAACAUGUCUAUGAACGUAGCCGAGUGUGCCCCAAUCCGUGAGGGAUUUCCUCGCCCGUUCCCAAACACGCCAACAAAUGUAUUGGCGCAGAUGCGUCUGAGCGGAAAGGUUGUCGUUAUCACAGGAGCUGCAGAUGGUAUCGGCUACGCAGUGGCUGAAGCCAUGGCUGAGGCUAAUGCCGAUAUUGCCAUGUGGUACAACUCCAAUGAUGCAGCCGUCGGGAAAGCGCAGGGUCUGGCAUCUACUCAUGGGAUCAGAGCUACGGCUUACAAGGUCGACGUUUCGGAUGCGGAUGCCGUUCAGCAAGCAAUUGCAGAUGUCGCCAAAGACUUUGGCAAGAUUGACGUGUUUAUUGCAAAUGCUGGAAUGGCUAUUUCUAAGCCCCUCCUGGAGCAGACACUGGAAGAAUAUCGGAAGCAGAUGUCGGUCAAUGUUGAUGGCGUUCUCUACUGCGCCAAAUAUGUUGGAGAGGUGUUCAAACAACAAGGCUUUGGUAAUCUGAUCAUCACCUCUAGCAUGAGUGGUCACAUUGUUAAUGUGCCCGUUGAUCAACCCGUCUACAAUGGCAGCAAGGCCUUCGUCACGCACCUUGGGAAAUCGCUUGCUCGCGAGUGGAGAGAGUUCGCCCGCGUCAACAUUGUCUCUCCUGGCUUUUUCGAUACCAAGAUGGGUGCCAGUCCACAGACGGUCAACGAGGCCUAUCGGAUGGCGCCGCUGGGAAGGCAGGGCCAUGUAAAGGAAAUUAAGGGGUUGUAUCUGUAUCUUGCCAGUGAUGCGUCGACAUACAUGACUGGCAGUGAUGUCCUCAUUGACGGUGGAUACGUCCUACCAUGAGCUACACAUGAUGCCAUUUCGCUGCUAGUAUUGACGGUUCAUACAUCACUACAUAGGAUGCCUCGUGAUAGACUAGCAGGUGCUCCUCAGUGUUUGAUAUAUAUAUUGUUGGCUGGACCACCAUGAUUCGAAUGACAGAAGCACAUCAGCCUGAUGACUCCUCACAUUAAUUGAGCUAUAGCAGAG